Auanema sp. JU1783 is the source of this 1170-nucleotide messenger RNA. The record is from the annotation of a GenBank genome assembly. Lineage: Eukaryota; Metazoa; Nematoda; Chromadorea; Rhabditida; Rhabditidae.
AUGACUUCUGAGAACAUGAGGUUUGAAAUUCUGAAAAAAGCUCAACGUGCCCGGUUUGGUAAAUUGCAUUUACCUCAUUCCACGGUGUCGACCCCUGUGUUUAUGCCUGUAGGAACCCAAGGGACUAUGAAGGGAGUGCUUCCGGAACAAUUAAUAGACAUGGGGUGCCAAAUCAUGCUUUGCAAUACAUAUCAUUUGGGACAUAGACCUGGAUACGAAAGAGUUCGUGCUGCUGGAGGUUUACAUAAAAUGAUCAACUGGCCUCGUUCAAUUCUGACUGAUUCUGGUGGAUUUCAAAUGGUGUCUUUGAGUAAAUUGAUGUCCGUCGAUGAACAAGGUGUGAAUUUUGAAAGUCCACACACAAAGGAAAUGAUGUUAUUAAGCCCAGAAAAAAGUAUUGAAAUACAACAGGCUCUAGGUGCUGACAUUAUGAUGCAGUUAGAUCAUGUAAUUCAUGCUUUAGAGACCGGAGAUAUUGUAAAAGAAGCUAUGGAAAGGAGCAUAAGAUGGCUUGAUCGUUGUAUCACUGCACAUACCAGAGAGGAUCAAGUUCUUUCCCCUAUUAUACAGGGUGGUUUGGAUUUAGAACUACGUAAGGCAUGUGUGAAAGAAAUGUCUGAAAGAGCAAAGGUAGUCAUUGCUAUUGGUGGAUUAUCGGGCGGAGAAGAAAAAACUCAUUUUUUCAAAGUUGUGAAAACUUGCUGCGACAACUUACCAGACCAUUUGCCGCGUUAUGUUAUGGGAAUAGGCUUUCCCGUUGAUUUAGUUUUGUGCUCUUUAUUAGGAGCUGAUAUGUUUGAUUGUGUCUAUCCCACCCGCACAGCAAGAUUCGGCACUGCCAUGGUUCGAAAAGGAGGGCUUUUGCAUUUGAAUCAAAACAAAUAUGAAAAUGAUUUCACUCCAAUCGAUGUCAACUGUCCCUGUCAUACAUGUAAGACAUACACCAGAGCUUAUAUACACAUGGUAAUGAGUAAGGAAACCGUAGGAUGUCAUUUAGUUUCGGUACAUAACAUACAGCACCAACUUGAUCUCAUGCAGGACGUCCGUAGUGCAAUAGCGGAUGACAGGAUUGCCCCAUUCCUCAAGCAAUUCCUCAAGGACCAAUACCCUAAUGGAGAUGUUCCUGACUGGUGUUAUGAAGUUGUUGACUACUUAGGUUACAAACUGUGA